Ectocarpus sp. CCAP 1310/34 is the source of this 1863-nucleotide messenger RNA. Lineage: Eukaryota; Phaeophyceae; Ectocarpales; Ectocarpaceae. The record is from the annotation of a GenBank genome assembly.
AUGCCCACAGUGCUCACGUUGGCGCCGCUGGCCGCUGGGGUGCCGUCCAUUUCGGUGGCGGUCACGGCGGCGGCGGCGGUGGCGGCGGCGACGGCGGUGGCCACUGCAACGGAGGCGGCUUCACCGACGGUGGAGGCGUUGGGGGUGGCGGCGGUGACGGCGGCGGUGGUGUCAGGGACGGCGGUGGCGGUGUUGGGGACGGCUGCGGCAACUGGCGUAGCGGCGGUGACGGCGGCGGUGGAAGCGGUGGUGGUGACGGUGGUCGCGGCUCGGCGUUGGCUCUCAUGCGCCCAGAGGGUGUUUUGCGGGGGGUGCGCUGUCGGCAAGGGGAUUCGCAAGGCUAUCGCUCGGACAACGAGUUCUACCGCUGCUCGCCCCCUCCAGCGUUUCUUUGCCGAUCUGGCGGGGCCGCUCCCGCGUUCCGCGGCUGGCUCUGCCUACGUCUUGUGCAUCGUCGACGACUGCACCAACUUCGGUGUUCUGAAGUUUCUCAAGGACAAAAGCGCCCCCGCCGUCUGCACAGCACUCCGCGAGUUUUUCGUCUCUCUACAGGGUCUGCGCUCUACCCACGGCAACUUCCAGCUGCUUCGCACGGACAACGGCCGCGAGUUCCUGAACGAGCUUGUUGACGAUCUCCUCCUCGAGUUCGGCAUCACGCGUGAGCUGACCUCGCCGGAGGGAGGCCAAAAGCGAAACGGCAAGGUGGAGCGGCAGAUCGGUCUCAUCAGGGAAGGGGGGCGAGCGGCGGUGGAGGAGGCCGUGCACCUGUUCCCCGACAUCCGGUUCCCCACGAAGGCCCUCACGUUCGACGCCAUCUACCCGGAGGCCUUCGCGGGGAUGUCUGACAACAUCAACGUUCUCGCGCGGCUUGACCAGAAACCGCACAUGCGGUGCCCGUAUGAACUGCUCUACGGCAAGCGUCCUCUCCGCGCCCCGCUGCCGUUUCUGAUGCCAGGCGCCCGCGCUUCAUCGGUGUUGUGGCGACGUACGGCGGCGUCGCCGCGCGGGAUCCGUGAGCAGACGGCGGCCUUGACAAGGGCAUCGCAGUCGUUCAUGGCGGCGGGAGCAACGGCGAUGGAGGCGGCGCCGGCGGCGGGAGGUACGACAGCAGCGGGAGCAGAGGCGUCGUCCCCGGUCGCCGCGUUGGCGCCGGGCCCUCAGACGAAGUGGGCGGCGAUGGAGGCGGCGCCGGCGGCGGGGGGUACGGCAGCAGCGGGAGCAGCGGCGUCGUCCCCGGUCGCCGCGUUGGCGCAGGGCCUUCGGACAGAUGUAGCGGCGAUGGAGGCGGCACCGGCGAGGGGGGGAAUGGUAGCGGCGGCAGCAGUAGCGCCGUCCCCGGUCGCCGCGUUGGCGUCGGACAUUCGGACGACCGCAGCGGCGGUGGCAACAGCGGCGGCGUCGAUGUCGACGGUGAUGGAGGAGAUGGCGAUGCUCGUGGCGUGCACACUUGGGUCCGCGACCACGAUGCGCCCGACCGCAGCUUCGUCAUCGACCCCAACCGGAGCGGCCCCGACCCGCGCCGGCCCCCGCGCGCGCCAUACAUGUAGACCCAGCAGCAACGUCAUCAGGUCACCCCCUCCGUCACGAGGUCAGCCACGCGGCGCUUGGCUGCCGCUGGGCCUCCGCCGCGGUCACCGGGGGUGUUGGCGAUGUUUGCAACAGCGGAAGACUUCGACGCGCGAAUGGACGAUGAGCGGUACUUUGGGGUUCCCGAGUUGCCGGAUGGGCCUGCGACGCGUGACCCCGACGACUUGGGCGGAGGCGCACUCAGGCGAAGACAGCGACAUCUGGUACAGCGCGGAGGACGCGGAGUUCACUGGACUUCUCGAGGCGGAGACCUUUUCGCCUGCGGCAGGCUCGUAG